This is a messenger RNA of Spirometra erinaceieuropaei, 5783 nucleotides long. The record is from the annotation of a GenBank genome assembly. NCBI's taxonomy places the organism in Eukaryota, Metazoa, Platyhelminthes, Cestoda, Diphyllobothriidea, Diphyllobothriidae.
CGCAUCAUCUGUCAACAGAGUGCGAAAAUGCGAUUGGUCACCCCUCCGCACCGUCAGCUUUUGUUCGCGCAGUUUUGACUCCAGCAUGACCUGUGUACUUGCAUUUUCAGUCAUGACAUAGAGUCGGAAUGUGAAGAACAGGCUCCUCGCCGACGUCUCUUUGACCUUUAAUCGGCUUAACUCAGCAGCGAUUGGUUGCCUCCGAUAGACGACCAACACUGCCAAUGUGAUUCCUUGCCUGAGAAAGUGUUUCGGUGUUUGACCUUGAUAGGAGCUUCCGCCCCCAGACUUCCCUGACUGUGUGCUUAAACAUCGACUAAUGAAGUGUCUGGCGGCAGCUAUUGUUAAGAACAUAUUGGCUGAGAAAGCGCCCUCGGACUGGUGCAAUGGACAUUCCCACCUUCAUGGCGGUCCAGGCAUGGUCAUCAGGUGAUGGCUGUAGAUGUGCGCGAUGGAAUAACCCGUGAAUCGACCUAUUGGCUGCGCCUUCAUAUUCGAGCAUCUACUCGGGUUUCUAGAUUCAUAGUAGAGAGAUCUGCUUACUGGCAACUUAGCUGCCAGCGUACUUCUCCGGAGGAGUGAAAAUUUCACACUGAAAUUCGGUUAUCGCAAAUUUCAAGGUCUACGAUGGUCACACCAUGCGCGGUCUCGUAGGAUUCCCGAAUUGCUAAUAGCUGUAGUCACCAACUUGCACUGAUGCGGCAGGAAUCUCUAGACGACGGGAUCUGUUUAUUAACACUGCUGCGAACUACCCGACGUGUAUGGCGGUGACUAAUAUUGGAACGACCGUCAAGUUACGUAAUAAACGGUCACGGACCAUACAGUGAGAUUACCCUUAGGCAUGCUUAGAUACCGAUCUGGUCAAUCGGUUACAGAUAAGAAAAGUUGCGAUCCGCAGCGAUAGUAAGACAUGGCGAAUACUGCAUUUCGUCCAGUAAAGCUUAACCCGCCGCUAAUUGGUACAAUCUGGCAGCCUUAAACUGUUCUGUCAGAGGGUGAAUUCAGAAGUUCAGCCCGACAUCUAGAAACUGCUGAAAACCAUCCCUCCACCGAUCCGACCCCUGCAAUCACUGUCUGGAGAACCACGGCGUAACUGACCCUUUUUGGGCGAUCAGAUCGGUUGAAAUCACCGGGUCUGCCUUGAUCUUCAGGAGGACCCAUCUGCCUACUGACAAAGUCCACCGACCUGGCCGAGUUGGUAGGCUGCUAGGCUAGGUGUCAGCAAAGAAGGCCCUCAUCUAGAUUUAGACUCCAGUGCGGUUUUGAACUUCAUUUGCAACCUGCUCUACACUUCUCAGUCUUCUGGAUAUUUGCACACUUCGCACCAAAAAGCAUUUUACCGGUUUUUGCUCAACCAGUUAAGUGUUACUGCCGCUAAUUCUCUGUUCUGAGCCCAUCCAUUCGAUUUAGUGUUUAGAAUAGCUUAAUCUCAGUUAACUAGGGUGAAUACUCGCCGUCCUUCCUUCAUUCUACCCUUUUUAUUGAGCUACGGGCCUGCCGAAAACAAGUACUAGGUUUCCGAGGGAGAGCCCUUGUUCAGUGGUCAACAUAACCGUCACUUUUAUGCACUUCUUUUUUUUCAGCCUCCGCUCUUCCGUUGGCUCAAAAUCAACUUUGGUGAAGCCUUCUCUAUAAUGAUGCAUGUUAAGGCGUUACGCGUGUUCGUCGAAUCAGUAUUGAGGUAAGCGCCCUUCUUUGAGUCAGUCUGUUGGGGCAUUCUGCUCUACUAGCCUGUUUAUUAUAGUCACAGAUAAAAGUCCUACUGUUAGAGGGCUUUCCAUCUCAUUUUUGAGCGGGCGAAGUCUAUCAACGGGUUUUGUUGCCUGACAAUGAACGACGGGCAAUGCACGCAAUCCACUUCACAUCCCAUCUGAGUAUGGUUCGAUCUAAUUUCACAAUGCCGUCGUUGGUAGUAUCGUCCUGCGAUGCAGUGUUUCCAAUGUCAAGGUCACCGUGCUGUGGUCGGUUCAUCUACCAAGGCUUCGGACAGCGCAGUUUUCUCUCCCUGCGCCUCCAACCACCGAUGAAGACAGUAGGUAGUGUGCACGUGCGCGAACAUUACAAUAGCUCAGAUUAAAGAUACGGAUGGUCCCAAAUAAAGUAAUUGAAGCGUCAUUUGGUUUCGCGAUGGCAGCGGGGAGGGGGGCUAGUGUCUUCUGGACUGCUAGCGUCGUUCAAUGCCUAGGUGCAUAAGAUGAUCGUUCCACUCUAGCACUAAUUCCUAUUUAUGCCUCCAUUAAUCUGUUCUCAGCGUAACCUCUGUGCCCCGAAAGCCACACUGACGGAGGGACUUAUCCAGGCGAGUGUCACCUGCCCAGUAAAAUCGAUUGCGAUCUGGCUCCCUCGCCAGACAGGAGGCAACCUAACAGAUCCUCAUGGUCUCUUUUCCUAUGAAUUCGAAUAUAAAUGUUACUAAAGUAUAUUUAGUAGGGUGUCUAUUCCACAUCAAAUCAUCGCGUUGCUUGGAGGACGGAUCCACCGUGUUCCUGAGAUGCGUUGUCUUCUCAGCUGGGCCAUACCUUUAAGUCAGUGAUUGUCCACGCGUUGCCUGGAGGCCCAACCGUCUCAGCCCCAACCACAACAGGGAGGAGAAUCUCCCUUGUUUCCCCGAACUCGUUGUGAGAAAAACGGAGUGUUCUAGUUUAUCCAGCAAAUCUACUUCGUGGGCCACCACUCUCGUUCUCACAGACUCGAUCUCGACACUAUUUGAAACGGUUGUUCGUUGGCGCCAUAGUUUAGGUCUCAUAACAGCAUGGAGGUGAAAAUAAGGCUGCGUGUCGCUGACUGUGAGAACAGCGAUACUCCGUUUAAGUCAUGCCACGUAUGAAUGCUGAGCUUAGUUCUAACAUUGGCAGUUUUUAACGGAACUCCGUUAAGAAAGCAUCGUAGAGGGUCGUUCUUUCACCCUCGUUGUCUGUAGUCCAUUCCUUUCGAAGGAUUUGACUUCUCUAAUUUGUAUUUCAGUUGUGCUGCAACCUACCCGGUGCAAUUUUACGGCGUAGUGUUUUUAGUCUCGUUAUUCCUUCAUCUGUAGCAUGUGUCACUUGUUGUUUGGCUUAAACAACAAAUCAUUUACGUUUAUUGUGAGGAGAAGCGACCCAACAACAGACUCUUGGUAGAUACCGCCUCUACCAAAAACUGAAGUCGAUACGCAUCUCUCGCCAUUGUCCCCCACAGACGAAACUUUCAAUCUGCUGCAAUAGGUUGUCUCAAAGGCCUAUGUUAUACAAGUUUUCGAAGAGCUGCGUGUGUGUGUGUGACGUGGUCACUCGUCUUGCUGAAGUUGAAAUGGGCAAAUUCGACCACAUUUUCGAUAUCUAAGUUUUUUUAUUCAUCUUGAUAUAGGACCGGUUUUGUCUCAGCAAAGUUACCUGUCCACCUACCGAGUCAUUUCUCUUCCGUGCGUCAAGUACGCUUUAAGCUCGCUGGUCAGCAAUCGUCUGUCUGCAUCAAUGACCCGUUCGUAUGAAUCUGUUUAACUUUUAUCGGCGUAUCACAAUCAAGUAACAGCUGGAGUAUGUUACUGGCGGUCUCAACUAUCACCCUUAGGAAGCUGUCUCAACAUUAUCGCAGGGACCUCGUCUGGUCUUCUCAAUGUUGACAGUUAGAAAACCUCGUUGAGGCUAACUUCCUCACUGUCCAGGCAGAAAUUCGACGCCACAGCAAAAAAGAGCGUCUUUCUAAACGGUACCGGUGGCCGUACUUUCAGUUGUGUUGGUAGCCGCAAUAGUAGUAGUAUUAGUAGUAGUUGUUGUUGUGCGAUUUUGUUCGGCCGUAUUCUAUUUUCCCGUCCAUAUCGCCUUUUUAGGUAUGGAUUGCCCGUCGAUUUCGAGUCAGUGCUACUUCAACCCAAUAAACGGAAUGUUAAGAAGCUGCGAGACGUGCUGCAGCAGGCGUACGAGCAUCUGGACAAUCUCUGUGUGAGCAGCAUUAAGGAUGUAAGUUUGACUGCCCCUGCUGACUUUAACAAGUUGGUUACAGGCACCGGUAUUCUUGUUUGAAUCCAACAACAAAAACGCUCUUUUCGGCAUGCCGUUAUUAGUAAUUUGGCAAGCGCGGCAGUGGGCCCCGUAAAUUAUAUUAAUACAGUGUGCCUACUUAUUUUAUUUACGUAGCUCGAUAUACAUUGCAAUAGUCCGGCUUUUUCACCUAAAACGGUUGGCUACGAGAGUUUUGGCUGUCGCUUUUUUGCUAAAUUAAAGUAGGCGUUCGGCACAAAUACGGUUUUUCUACAGCAUGACGCUGGAGCGAGAAAUCCAUCUUGUGGUAAAUUUCAGGGAGAGCACUUAUUCCCGUGUCUUCGCCAAAAUCUUAAUCCUAACCUUACCGUAGACCUUAACCCUGGGAUUUUGCGCAAGGCCGCCUGCAUUGUAGGGGUUCAUAUCCCCUCCCUGUCCUGUCUUUUCUGCUGGUUAAUUAACCUAAACCUCCACCUACACUUUCUUGGAAGGCGCUGUUAACUGCAGUGAGCCUCAGGCAUUAUCGCUAAAGUAUGCCAAGCUACUUAAAUCAAAUAGGUAGACACGAUAUAGGAGUGUUGGUUCGGGAGUUCCUGUUCGUGUCAUACCCGGUUAGCUAUCAAAAUUUCUUAAUUUGCCUAACUUACGCCCUGUUCGUGCUAGCAGUGAUGACGAACUGAGCAGGUUCAGCACAAGGGACCCGCAUACUUCAGUGCGUGUAAUUUCUAACUUACGGCGGGUGAUGACGAUCGCAUGAUGCUAACUUUUGGUUAGGGCAUUCUAGGCGUGUCGACGGACGACCCCUUUUUUGCCAAUAUGAGUCCCUUAGCUGGUGAACGACUGAAGCCAAAGCCCACUUGGGCGAACGAUUCGGUUGGACUGGUUAAGCAUCUGCGCUGCUGUCAUUCCUAGGCAACAAGAAGAGAGCCAAGAGGCUCUUUGGUGAUCCAGAACUAUCCUCGUGAACUUUCUGACCCAAGGCUGACGCUCGUCAAACGGUGCUCAAGCAUAACGUGAGAAUAUUGACUAGUACUUCCUUACCCUAUCUCAUCAUACUUCUCUCGGUUGUUGCUAAUAGUUUCCCGUCUGUCAGCCUGACCACGGACUGCCGGGCGCAUGCACAUGGCGCAUUGUGCGACGGACAUCAGUGAUGGCUCGUUGUAGAGUUAGCGGGUUUUCGAGUUUAGUGAAUAAGUCAUCAUGACUCCUGCAGCGGGAGCACGUUGAAGCACGAAGGAGCGCCGAUCGGACUUAUUGGCUAUUCACAGAAAGACCACAAACCGUAGCCGUAUGACGACUUGAAUAACCUUAUCCGUCACCCAAUAAGUCUUAACUCGCCGCCGCCCGGCAGCCUCAAGUGCUGAGGUUCACCGUCAGAUCCAGAAACUGCAGCGACGCAUCCCUCUACCCUGGGUAGUCACGGCCAACCAGGCAUUUGAACGCUCAAGCGAUCUGACUCAGUGUUUUUCGGCAGGACUUGGGCGUACGGAGGAACUGUUUCCUCCUCACUUACAACUUCCACCAACCUUCUGGCCGAGUAAGUAAGCUGUUUGGUCAUGUAUCAGUAGAACAUGUACUCUUCGAGCAAGAUUAACGGUAGUUAAAACAAUGAGUAUUGGACGGUUUUUCCUGUCAUCCACAAACUGACAAUUUGUGAUUACAAAGCUAGGGCACGCGAAUGCACCAUCCAUGGACAGAAAUAACUUUUGUUCCCAUCUACCCCGUCCCACAUAGGAGGAAAUCUCCGGCCCAGGCUUUACACACGGGGAGUACUACCCCUACGUGUCAAUCAACCUCGAGACUAACAUGAUCGAUGCUCAAUGA